Molecule: messenger RNA, 1128 nt
Organism: Bipolaris maydis ATCC 48331
Lineage: Eukaryota; Fungi; Ascomycota; Dothideomycetes; Pleosporales; Pleosporaceae
Biological process (GO): 'de novo' pyrimidine nucleobase biosynthetic process; pyrimidine nucleotide biosynthetic process
Cellular component (GO): cytoplasm
Molecular function (GO): dihydroorotate dehydrogenase activity
Source: RefSeq, a predicted model, not a curated record
AUGUCUCCUCUAACCAUUGACCCCCCACUGCUCAACUCGGCAAAUCCCUGGUGCACCACGCUCUCCCAAUUGCAAGAUCUCUACACCAACCCCCACACUGGCGCCAUAACAACCCGCACCUCACUCCCUUCGUCUACAAACAAAGGAUUCCCCCACGACCCCAGCAUCCACCAAUUCACCUUCUUCACCCCGGACACCCUCUCCAGCUCAACCCCAAACACGGACUUAUCAGACGAUGCCUCGACGACAGGUAGUCUCAACACGCUCGGCUACUCGCCCAUCCCCCUGUCGGAAUACCUAUCCUACGUGCAAACAAUAAGCAACACACACUGCGCCUCGGUACCGCUCCACAGCCGCACCACGCACAAGCCCAUUAUCGUGUCGGUGACGGGCACCGCGGACCAAGUGGUGCAGUGCUACCGCCAAAUCCGCACGUGCCAGCGCACCGUCCGCAUGCAACUAGCCAUGGAAAUCAAUCUUUCGUGCCCAAACAUUCCUGGGAAACCGCCGCCUGCGUAUUCGAGGACAGAGCUGGCGCAGUAUCUGCGUGGGUUGGGAGAGGAAAUGGCGCUUCAGCAACAACAAGAAGAAGCCCACGACAAAGGGCAAGCGAGCAAGGCAGGAAACAAGUCAGAAAUCCCCGUAGGAAUUAAAACUCCACCGUAUACGUACCACGACCAGUUCCAGAGCUUAAUCGAUGCACUGCUGGAUUGUAGCGGCAAAGGGUCGUGUCCGGUCGACUUUAUCACGGCGGUGAAUACGCUUGGCUCGUCGCUUUUGGUCGCUCCAUUUUCUUCUUUCUCCCCAACCACUACUACAUCCUUCCACCCAACCCUUGCCUCGGCAAAUGGCACAGGAAUCGGCGGUCUGGCAGGCACACCGCUGCAUCCUCUCGCGCUGGGCAAUGUAUACACCAUCACGCAGAUGCUGGGGCAGCACGAGGUGUUGAAGGGGGUACAGGUGAUUGGGGUUGGGGGUGUGGCGGAUAAAGAGGGGUAUAGGCGGAUGAGGAGGGUUGGGGCCAGGGCUGUGGGUGUGGGGACGGCAUUGGGGAGGAAGGGCGUGGCCGUUUUCGAGGAGAUUGGGGCUGUAAAGGUAGAAGAACAAGGGGAGGAGGGAAAGGAGUGA